AUGCCACCCAAAAAGGUCGUCGAUGUCUCCAAAUCCGCGACGGGCGAUGAAGGCACCCCAGCAAAAGACCAACCCCUCCGGGAGGGCGUCAAUAUCGAGUAUAGUUACGAGACUGGCGAAAGGUGUCCUGCCUCCGAAUACACAGAUACAAGGCAAUGCGAUGUUGGCAAUGACGAAAAGCGCAACGGUGUUUGUGAACUAUGUAGCCGCGCAGUAUGCAUACCCACGUCUGGAAAACCCUCUAAGAUUCGAGUACACCAAUUAGCGAGGCGUGUUGUGCUGAUUGAAUCUCCCAGAGGAAACGAGAUCGCACACCAAGAGGGUCGGAAGACCCUUGCCUCCAGAGAUAUCAUCAGCGCCUUAAAGGCCCUCGAGUUCCCUGACUGGGAGGACCGACUACAAGCAGAGCUGGAUAAAUACACCGAGAUCCAAACCGACAAGCGACUUAACUACAAGAAGAAGGUGGCAGACAACAAAGUGGGCACUGCAGAAGGUGCGCAAGCUGGAGAGGGGGGAGAUGGCAAUAAUGAUUUAGGAGAGGGAGGAAGUCACCAGGACAGAGAAGGACAGCCUGCUGCUAAAAAAGCAAGACUUGAGCCUGGAGUCACGUCAGACAUAGACUCCAGUGUAAUGAUACAAGAGGGGGGUGAUCAAAUGGGUGAACACACAGCGGAUGAGAGUGGAGAGGAUGACGAAAACCAUCCGGACGAAGCCGAAGAUGAUGAAGACGAGGGGGAUCAUGAGGAGCGGCUCGAGGUGGAAGACCAGUUGGAGGAUAUAGAGCCGCAAGAAGCAGAGGACGAAGCGCUGGAUAAUGGAGAGGAUAGCGAUUGA
This is a messenger RNA of Lachnellula hyalina, 834 nucleotides long. RefSeq lists its product as uncharacterized. Gene Ontology annotation, molecular function: protein heterodimerization activity; chromatin DNA binding. Gene Ontology annotation, biological process: heterochromatin formation; DNA damage response; leading strand elongation. Lineage: Eukaryota; Fungi; Ascomycota; Leotiomycetes; Helotiales; Lachnaceae. The record is from RefSeq and is a predicted model, not a curated record. Bases 1 to 834 code for a protein of 277 amino acids. Gene Ontology annotation, cellular component: epsilon DNA polymerase complex; CHRAC. The transcript has 3 exons.